This is a messenger RNA of Ornithodoros turicata, 1290 nucleotides long. RefSeq lists its product as uncharacterized. Lineage: Eukaryota; Metazoa; Arthropoda; Arachnida; Ixodida; Argasidae. The record is from RefSeq and is a predicted model, not a curated record. The coding region runs from base 1 to 1290 and encodes 429 amino acids. Gene Ontology annotation, molecular function: nucleic acid binding; zinc ion binding. The transcript has a single exon.
AUGGACCGGCUCAAGCCCAAGCGAGCAGCACGCCGUGCCCAAGUAACGAGGAUAGUCAACGAGGUCAUCGACCUUCGACAGAAUCUCAGCGUAAAUAGGACCACGUUGAAUGGACUACUGGCUCGAUUGGAAGUGGCCGAUCGGGAACUCCGAAAGGUGAAUGAGGAGAUUGAAGUCUACAUCAAGGAGGACGAACUCGCAACAGAAUGCGAAACCGUGUUUAGUUAUGAGGAACAGGCGGCCAAUGCCAUGGCCGAGGUGCAAACCCGUCUAGCCGACCUUCACUCCGUGGAACAGCAGGCAACUUCGGUGACCUCAGAGGCUCUUUUGCCUGCCACGCCACGAGCCAGCGAGCAAGCUCCGGCAGGCGUCAAGCUCCCAAAGCUGCAACUGAUGAUGACUUACGGGGGCGAGCUCACCCAAUGGCAGAUAUUCUGGGAGCAAUUUCGCACUGCGGUGCAUGACAACCGGCGACUCAACAAGACUGAGAAGUUUCAGUACUUGACCACUUUGCUGAAAGGCCGAGCUGCAGCCGCCAUCCGUGGGUUGCAGGCAACUGCUAGCAACUAUGACGACGCCAUCGAGAUCCUGGUACAGCGUUUUGGAGAUACGUACCAGAUUGAGCGAGAGUAUCUGGCCAAGCUACGAACUUUGCCAGGGGUAAAGUCCCGAAGAGACCCGUCAGGGCUCCGACGUCUGUACGACCACGUUCAAGCCAAUGUUCGUGGCCUGAAAGCCCUGGGUGUAAUGACCAGCAGCUACGCACCAAUGUUGGCGGACAUCCUUCUGUCAGCGAUCCCUUCGGAAAUGGUUGUCGAGUAUCACAGGACCGUGCGGUAUGGAACGACUGCCCUCCGCGACACUACAGCCGUUCAGAGGGCGACGGCCACACCGGAAGCUCAAGUUGCUACAGCCGAGGGAGGGACAGAUGAGUUGACUAAGGUUCUCAACUUCAUUGGCAUCGAAUUGAAGAGUCUAGAGCGAUCGGGGGUCAAAGACUCCAAGCCGCCAUCGGGGACUAAACCGUACCAUGCCCAAGGAAGCAGGAGUGUUCCCACUGGGAUGGUUCUUCAAAGUACCACCGAGAGCGCUAUAAAGUGUGCAUUCUGCUCCUCAGUUCAACACGACACGGUAGACUGCCAAGAGAACCUACCAGUAGCCGAGAAAAUGAAGAGGCUGGCGAAAGAGAUGCGGUGCUUCCGGUGCACCAGAAGAGGACAUCGUUCAAGGUACUGUCGCGCCAAAGUGACCUGCAGCAGUUGUGGCAGCAGGCACGUUGCCGUAGUCUGA